AUGCUGGCGCUUCUAGCGGGACUGCUAAAAGAAGCAUACCCUGGCAUCGAACUCGGCUCGGUGGACGGGUUUCAAGGUAGGGAGAAAGAGGCCGUGAUUGUCAGCACGGUCCGAAGCAAUGCAGAGCAUGAAGUUGGAUUUCUAGGCGAGAAGAGACGGCUCAAUGUCGCGAUGACACGGCCGAAGCGACACCUUUGUGUGAUCGGAGACUCUGAUACCAUCAGCAGGGGCAGCCAGUUCCUGAAGGCGUGGAUGGACUUUCUCGAGGAGCAGGCUGAUUUGAGGUACCCAAAUCUGGCAGAUGUUAAGCUGCAUGGUCGACGGUAG
Messenger RNA from Plenodomus lingam JN3, 327 nucleotides. NCBI's taxonomy places the organism in Eukaryota, Fungi, Ascomycota, Dothideomycetes, Pleosporales, Leptosphaeriaceae. The record is from RefSeq and is a predicted model, not a curated record.